GUUGUAUCUGUGCAAUAAAAUUUUGUCGUGAAUCUUUUGAACAGGAGCUUUGGCUAGAUUCAUUCAAAGCCUCUCCGCCACUUACACUGCUUUUCUUUAUCUCUUAAACGAGCCCGGCGUGAAUGAAGUAAGUAAAUAAAUUAAAUAUCACCUUUCUUUAUUUUUCUUCUUAUAAAAACCCUGUUACUCAGCGCACCAGUAUCCUUCUCAAAUGGCGAAAAUGUGGCUUCUUCUUCGUCUUUUUAUCUUUGCCUUCUUGUUCACUUUCCCCUUUGUUCACUCUCGACCCAGUCCACAGAGUUACAAAACUACCAUUCUUAAUGUCUCAGCUUCCAUUCAAAAUACGUUCAAUCUUCUAUCGCUCCAUCCCAAAACCACACAAGCCUUUACAGAGCAAGAACACAGCUUUGGCUCAGUGGACUCGCCUUCUUCUAAGCUUUCCCUGCAGUUACAAACAAGAACUUCGGUUUGGGGAACUUCACAAACUGACUACAAGUCACUCAUUUUAGCCAGACUCGAGCGUGACUCGGCCAGAGUCAGAUCUCUCUCAACUCGGCUAGAUCUGGCCAUUAAACGCGUCUCCAAGUCGGAUCUUAGACCACUAGAUAACGGCUUGGAAUUCCAACCUGAGGAUCUUGAAGGUCCCAUUGUGUCGGGAUCAAGUCAAGGAAGUGGAGAGUACUUUUCCCGAGUUGGAAUCGGUAACCCGCCGAGUCAGGUGUAUAUGGUUCUUGAUACUGGAAGUGACGUCAACUGGUUGCAAUGCGCACCCUGCUCCGACUGCUACCAGCAAGCCGACCCCAUUUUUGAGCCAACUUCCUCAUCUUCUUACUCUCCUCUCACGUGCGACACCAAACAAUGCAAGUCCCUCGACGAGUCCGACUGUCGCAACGGCACGUGUCUCUAUGAAGUAUCUUACGGAGAUGGUUCGUAUACUGUCGGCGAUUUCGCCACUGAAACUAUCACGCUUGGAUCGGCUAAGGUUAAUAAUUUAGCCAUUGGCUGCGGUCACACAAAUGAGGGGCUGUUUGUUGGAGCCGCCGGCCUACUUGGAUUGGGAGGUGGCUCUCUUUCUUUCCCUUCUCAGAUUAACGCAACUUCUUUCUCUUACUGCCUUGUUGACCGCGAUUCUGACGCAGCGUCAACCCUCGAGUUCGACUCGCCGUUUCCUCAGAAUGUCGUUACUGCUUCUUUACUCCGUAACCCCGAACUUGACACGUUUUACUAUCUCGGGCUAACGGGACUCAGUGUUGGCGGUAAGUUACUCUCAAUUCCCGAGUCAGCAUUCAAAAUAGACGAGACAGGUAACGGAGGGAUAAUUAUCGACUCCGGAACGGCGAUAACUCGGUUGCAAACGGACACGUAUAACUCGUUACGGGAUGCGUUUGUUAAAGGAACUCAGAAUUUGGUGUCAACUAGCGGCAUGUCGUUAUUCGACACGUGCUAUGAUUUGUCGUCUAAGAGUAGCGUUCAGGUGCCUACUGUUUCGUUUCAUUUUGCAGAUGGUAAAAGUUUGCGGUUGCCACCGAAGAAUUAUUUAAUACCAGUUGAUUCAAGUGGAACGUUUUGUUUCGCGUUUGCUCCAACGACGUCGUCGUUGUCAAUCAUUGGGAAUGUGCAGCAGCAGGGGACACGUGUGAGUUUCGAUCUGGUUAACUCCUUGGUUGGGUUCUCACCAGAUAAAUGUUAAGAGUAGCAGUUUACAUUUUGUGACGGUUUUAGCCUUGGUCAAGAGGAAUGUUAACCAUCUUGGAGUAACGGUCAAAUGUAAAAGACGGAGUGUGGACCCACUUUGAGUAAUGUACGGAGAUAAGUGGAGACCGCUCCUGUGCUUUUGUUAUUAUUAGAAUGAAGUGGCAUGUAAAGUAAAUUAAUUGUAUUUGUUAGGGUAUUCAUGGGAUGGGAAGAACAAAAGGAGGAUAUAACCGUUACGCGCAAAAUUAUUUUUCAAGCAGAGAAAAAGAUAUACGUGAUUUUCCAUUAUGCUUAUCAUUAUAUUUUAUAUGAAGGUUGUAUGUAUGAAGUUUAAGAACAUCAGUCCAGUGCUUUUAAUUUGAUUAAUUGCAUGAGAUUGAGGGUUUUAUGUAUGUAAUUUUCAGUCUUUGAGCAUAACAAGUUAUAAUGGCAGCAAUUAUGAUCUUUA
This is a messenger RNA of Mangifera indica (mango), 2143 nucleotides long. Its product is annotated as protein ASPARTIC PROTEASE IN GUARD CELL 1-like. The record is from RefSeq and is a predicted model, not a curated record. Gene Ontology annotation, molecular function: aspartic-type endopeptidase activity. Gene Ontology annotation, biological process: proteolysis. The coding region runs from base 212 to 1690 and encodes 492 amino acids. NCBI's taxonomy places the organism in Eukaryota, Viridiplantae, Streptophyta, Magnoliopsida, Sapindales, Anacardiaceae. The transcript has a single exon.